Molecule: messenger RNA, 1590 nt
Organism: Penicillium argentinense
Lineage: Eukaryota; Fungi; Ascomycota; Eurotiomycetes; Eurotiales; Aspergillaceae
Product: glycoside hydrolase family 72 protein
Exons: 5
Coding region: 1-1590 (529 amino acids)
Biological process (GO): fungal-type cell wall (1->3)-beta-D-glucan biosynthetic process
Cellular component (GO): fungal-type cell wall; cytoplasm
Molecular function (GO): 1,3-beta-glucanosyltransferase activity
Source: RefSeq, a predicted model, not a curated record
AUGAAGCUGUCCCUGCUGUCGCUGGUGACCUUUAUUACGGCCGCUGUGGCGGACCUGGACCCCAUCGUUAUCAAGGUAGACCCGUUCCGUGGCUCCAAAUUCUUCUACUCUAGCAAUGACACUCAAUUCUACCUCCGUGGCGUUGCCUACCAGUACUCCAACACCGAGGACCCUCUGGCCGACGCCACGGCUUGCGAGCGUGAUGUCCCGUUGAUGAAGGAGCUGCGCACCAACGUGAUCCGUACCUACUACAUCAACCCCGAUGCCGACCACACCAAGUGCAUGCAGCUGCUCUCCGACGCUGGUAUCUACCUGAUCUCCGAUCUGUCUUCUCCGAACGUCUCCAUCAACCGUGCCGACCCCGAGUGGCAGGUCAGUCUGUACUCGCGCUAUACCGCUGUCAUCGACGAGCUGCAACAGUACAACAACACGAUUGGAUUCUUCGCCGGCAAUGAAAUCUCCAACACCGUCGCGACCACCGACGCGAGCGCCUACGUCAAGGCCUCGGUCCGUGAUAUGAAGAGCUACAUCAAGCAGAAGGGCUACCGAUCCAUGGGUGUUGGCUACGCCACGGCCGAUGUGUCGAACAUCCGUGUCAACCUGGCCAACUAUCUUGACUGUGAGAGCGACGACCAAGCUAUUGACUUCUGGGGCUACAACAUCUACUCGUGGUGCGGUAACUCCACCUACCAGGAGUCUGGCUAUAAGGCUCGCACUGAAGAGUUUCGCAACUACACUGCCCCGGUCUUCUUUGCUGAGUACGGCUGCAAUGAGGUCACUCCUCGCGAGUUCACUGAGGUCAAGGCUCUGUACGGUGAUACCAUGGCGGAGGUAUGGUCUGGUGGUAUUGUAUACAUGUACUUCCAGGAAUCCAAUGAUUAUGGUCUCGUCUCUGUCAUCGACAGUACCAGCGUCAGCAAGAUGAAGGAUUUCACCUCCUACUCCGACCAAAUCGCCAGCGCCAACCCCACCGGCACCAACAAGGCCUCGUACACUCCCACCAACACCGCCCUCCAGCAAUGUCCCACCGUCGCCACCUCCAGCUGGCUCGCCAAGGCCACUCCGCUGCCCCCAACUCCCGACUCCAACCUGUGCGGCUGUAUCUACGACGAGUCCGCCUGCGUACCCGCCGACGACCUGAAGGAAGCCAAAUACGGCACUCUGCUCGGCGUCGUCUGCGGCUACACCGACUGCAGCGGCCUGAACUCGAACGCGACGACCGGCAAGUAUGGCGCGUACAGCAUGUGCGGCGUGAAAGACCAGCUGGCCUUUGCCCUGAACAAGUACUACACCGAGCAGGAUAAGGCGGCGACCGCAUGCUCGUUCUCUGGCUCUGCCACGACUAAGGCGACCACAUCUGCCACUGGCACUUGCUCUUCGCAGAUUAAGGAGGCCGGCACUGCCGGCACUGGAACCGUCACUACUGAGAGCACUGCUACCGCUGGCUCGGACUCUUCUUCCAGCUCGUCGACCUCGUCCAGCUUUGCUGUUCCAGCUAGUGUCCACUCGAGUGUUUCCGUCGGCUCGUUACAGGUUGCUGCGUAUGUGGCGACUGCUCUCCUGGCUGGUAUUGGUAUGAUUGCUCUGUAA